UCUAUACCUUCACACACACUUUAUCCCAAAUCAUGCAUCGUUCUACGUACGAUGCCCGUUCGGGCUCGCGUUCUUCCAGUCACAGCAACAGCAGCGCUUUCAGUCCCAACGCAAACCCCAACGAGGACUGGACCAAGAUCUCUGAUCUGGCGGAACGCCGUCGCAUCCAGAACAGAAUUGCCCAGCGCAACUAUCGCAAGAAACUAAAGCGCCGCCUGGAAGAUCUAGAGAGGCGCGCCGCUUCCUCCCCAUCCCCAGAACAGUCACAUGCCGAACCGCCUGCCAAAGCCACCUCCAAGAAUCGCUCCAAACAGCGAACCAACAAGUCGGAUGCUAAAUCACACAUGUUGCACGCUCCGCAGCCAGAGAGACCGGCGUCGUACGAUUACUACACACCGGAUGAGCGAACCAUGUUCGGCCAGCAAUGUACUCGCCAACUCUCUGCAUCACCACCGCCGGUGUUCUCAUACCCACCACUGCAAACGUAUGAUACUUAUCGGCCGACCUACAGCCAGCUUCCAGUCUAUCACACCGUGCCCAGCACGUACGGUGAUGUGAUGUCUUACCCCACAGAAUACGGCGAGUCGCUACCUUCCAUGGUACCGAUGAUCCCAGGGUCCACACUAGGCUCCAGGAAACCGACGUACGACGAGGACAUCAUCAGUCCAUUCAGUAUGAGCUACGCCUCGAUGGCAGGCAUCGACAUCUGUCCGCAGCCGUCGCAGCCGGAGCCUUGUCUUUCGAUGCCAUCGCUUUCCUACGCUUAUUCGGAUGACCAGAGCGCGGUUUCGACGUCCCCCGAGACGUCGAUUUUUACUUUGCCCCUGACGCCCGAGUCCCCUCCGUGCUCGCCACGCUCCAUGUCGGGGCUGUAUGAGUACGAGCUACGGCCGUGA
This is a messenger RNA of Penicillium cinerascens, 896 nucleotides long. RefSeq names its product bZIP transcription factor. The transcript has 3 exons. Gene Ontology annotation, molecular function: DNA-binding transcription factor activity. Lineage: Eukaryota; Fungi; Ascomycota; Eurotiomycetes; Eurotiales; Aspergillaceae. Bases 33 to 896 code for a protein of 287 amino acids. The record is from RefSeq and is a predicted model, not a curated record. Gene Ontology annotation, biological process: regulation of DNA-templated transcription.